Messenger RNA from Dermatophagoides pteronyssinus (European house dust mite), 5492 nucleotides. Its product is annotated as lysosomal alpha-mannosidase-like. Gene Ontology annotation, cellular component: lysosome. Gene Ontology annotation, biological process: mannose metabolic process. The record is from RefSeq and is a predicted model, not a curated record. Gene Ontology annotation, molecular function: carbohydrate binding; alpha-mannosidase activity. Lineage: Eukaryota; Metazoa; Arthropoda; Arachnida; Sarcoptiformes; Pyroglyphidae.
CAAUCAAUUUGAUUUAGUUUAUUUUUUCAUUUUUUUCAUUCCGAAAAUCUUUUUUUUUGGUUCAAAUAACGGAAGUGUUUUUGCUCGUUUGCUGUUCGAAUUCGAAUUCGAAUGUUUUUCAUGAUGAAUCAUUCAUAUAGUACGAAACAUCAUUAUUAUCAACAAUCUCGAAAUGGUUUUUUUAUUAAUCUAUUUUCAUCAAUCUUAAUUUUAUUAUUUUUUAUAAUAAUUUUUCUAAAUUAUCGAUCAACAGUUGAUGCACAUUAUUGUCAGUCGUGUGCACCAACAUUACCGGGCGUAUUGAAUGUUCAUAUUGUUUGUCAUACACAUUUAGAUACCGGUUGGGUACAUACAUAUGAUCAAUAUUAUCAUCGAUAUAUUCCGGUUAUUUAUAAUUCGGUUAUUGAAAGUCUUGCACAACAUCCUCGUCGUAGAUUUAUUGUUGUUGAAACAUCAUUCUUUUCACGAUGGUAUCAAAAUCAACCACGUACUGUACAAUUAGUUGUACAUGAAUUAGUUAAUUCAGGACAAUUGGAAUUUAUAAGCGGUGGUUGGAGUAUGAAUGAUGAAGCAACAGCCCAUUAUGCAUCAAUUAUUGAUAAUUUAUCAUUAGGUGUAAAAUGGUUGAAUCAAACAUUUGGUCAAUGUGGUCUAACAAAAACCGGUUGGCAAAUUGAUCCGUUUGGUCAUUCACGUGAACAAGCAUCAUUAUUUUCACAAAUGGGUUUUGAUUCAUUAUUUGUUGGUCGUAUUGAUCAUCAGGAUAAAAAUCUACGUGAACGUAUGCGUACAUUAGAAUUUAUAUGGAAAUCAUCACCAAGUAUUGGUGAAAAAUGUGACAUUUUUACCGGUGUCUUACCGAAUGUUUAUUGGCCACCAAAAGGUUUUUGUUUCGAUAUAAAUUGUUUUGAUGAAACAUUAAAUCAACAGAAUAUAAUGCGAAAAGCACGAGAAUUUAUUCAAACAGUCAAAAAUCAAGCAAGUCAAUAUGCAACAAAUCAUACGAUCAUUACAAUGGGUAUGGAUUUUUAUUAUCAAGCAUCGGAAAAAUGGUAUAUGAAUCUAGAUUAUCUGAUCGAUGCUGUUAAUUCAAUGACAGCAACGGAAAAAGUUAAUGUUAUUUAUUCAACACCAUCAUGUUAUGCACGUGCAUUAAAUCAAUUGAAUCGUCGUUGGCCAAUAAAAUUGGAUGAUUUUUUUCCAUAUGCUGAUGCACCUGAAGCAUAUUGGACCGGUUAUUUUACUAGUCGACCAUCAUUAAAAUUUGCAAUCAAAAAAGGUGCCAAUUUAUUACAAGCAUCCAAUCAAUUGAAUGUAUUAUCAAUGCGUGGUUAUGAUCAUACAAAAUAUAUUCAAGAUUUAAAAGAAGUAAUGGGAAUUCUACAACAUCAUGAUGCUGUAACCGGUACAUGUAAACAAUAUGUUAAUGAUGAUUAUCAACGAAUGCUUUCGCAGGCAAGUGAUAAAGCCGAACAAUCAAUAAUAUCAUCAUAUAUGACAUUAAUACAAGCCAAAACUGCACCCGGACAAUCGAUUAUUGGUUUUUGUCGUGAUAUGAAUGUAUCACAAUGUCAUUAUACUGAAUUUAUUGAAGAUCAUCUAAGUACAAUAAUGAGUAUUUAUAAUCCAAUUGCACAUUCAUUAAGACAUUUUGUACGUGUUCCGGUUAAAAAUCAACAAUAUAAAGUUAUUGAUCAUAAUGAACAUUUAAUUCCAUCACAAUUAGUACCGAUUCAUCCAAAAAUUUUAUCAUUAAAAGAAAGAAAUUCAUUAGCAACACAUGAAUUAGUAUUUAUGUCCACGUUGGAUCCAUUGGGUAUUUCAAGUUAUUUGAUUACCAAAAUGAAUGAUUAUGGAUCAUCCGAAAUAUCGGAAAGUAUGCUUUCAAAUGGUCAGGAUGUAUUUUUACAUAAUGGUAAAAUUGGUAUAUUAAUCGAUGGUCUUACUGGUUUUAUUAAAGAAAUUCAAUUGCCUACCGGUGAAAAUGUACCAUUUGUUCAAACAUUUUGGUAUUAUAAAGCAUCAAGUAGAUAUUCAGGUGAUAAACCAUCCGGUGCUUAUGUAUUUAAACCAUCACAUAAAAAUCCACAUAUAGUAAAUACAAAAUCAUCAUAUAAAAUUUAUCGUGGUACAUUGGUUGAUGAAGUACAUCAAGUAUUCACGGAAUGGUGUACCCAGGUUAUACGUUUAUAUAAAAAUUAUAAUUAUAUUGAAUUUGAUUGGGUUAUCGGGCCGAUUCCAACGGGGAAAUUUCCCGAUGAAACUGGUUUAGAAAUUAUAACCAAAUAUGAAACAAAUUUCCAGAAUAAACAAACAUUUUUUACCGAUUCAAAUGGACGUGAAACAAUUCGUCGUAUUCGUCAUCAUCGACCAACAUGGGAAUUGUUUACCGAAGAAGAAGUAUCAAGUAAUUAUUAUCCAGUAACAAGUUGGACAUUCAUACGGGAUUUAAGUAAAAAUAUCCAGAUGACAAUAUUGACGGAUCGAUCACAAGGUGCAACCAGUAUGGUUGAUGGUGUUAUUGAAAUGAUGUUACAUCGUCGUCUUUUAUUUGAUGAUGGUUAUGGUAUGGAAGAAGCAUUGAAUGAACCUGGCCAUAAUUCUGAAGGUUUAAUUGUACGUGGUAAACAUCGUGUUAUUUUGGAUAAAAUUCAAGAAAGUGUUAGAUUUAUGCGUAAACUAAGUAAAACAACAUCAUGGAUACCAGUAUAUUUGUUUCGUAAUGUACCAGCACGUUAUGGACCAAGUUUAAUUGUUGGUUUGAAUACGAAUGGAAUUCGUGAAAAAUUACCCGUUAAUAUUCAUCUUUUAUCAUUAGAACAAUGGAAUGAACAAAAUAUCCUAAUACGUUUAGAACAUUUUUAUGAAAUUAAUGAAGAUUUAAAAUAUUCACAAGAAACAAUGGUACGAUUAUCCGAAUUAUUUACAAAUUUUAUUAUUGUUGAUGUUAUGGAAAUGAAUUUACUUGGUACGGAAACAUUGGAACAAAGUGAACAAAAUAAAAUGAAAUGGACUGCCGAAUUAGAUCCAUAUGAAAAUUAUACAAUGGUUUUAAGUUCUAGUUUUACACGUGAUUCUCAAACAAUACGACGUGAUAGUACGGGAAGUUUUUCCAUACUAUUCAAACCGAUGCAAAUACGAACAUUUUUGAUUCGAAUUAGGCCACAUUCAUUUUUUCGUCGUUGUGACAAAAAAAAACUUAGCUUAAAAAUUUCGACAAUGAUUUUUUUGAAAUCGAUUCUAGUGGUGAUCAUUGCUGGCUUCACAUUGGCUACAAAUUCCACAAACGAUGAUAAUCCAACAACGACAACGGCACCAACCACAACCGUAAUCUAUGAUGAUUCUCGUGGCCGUUCAAUGUUUAACGAUGAUGAUCAACAACUACCAAGACAAGGACGUAUUAUUAAUGAUGAAAAAAUUUCAAUCAAAGGAUUCAUACCGAUUGUUGGUUUAGCAUCUACCAAUGAUAAAUUAUCAUCAAACAAUGGUGAUGAUAAUCGAAAUAUUGAUAAACGAAAUAAUCAACCAUCAUUAUCAUCAUACGAUGAUAAUGUUGAUCAUGAAUCAAUUCCACAACAUCAGGCUGGACCUGAAGAUCAACGAUUUAUUGGUGCUGCAUUACAAGGUUUGAUUGGAAAUUUUGCCGGUGGUAAUAUGGUUGGUUCGAUUCAAAGACCAAUAUCGAAUCAACAACAAUCGAUAUUACAACGAAAAAUCGAUUGUAUUUGUGUUCCAUUUUAUAUGUGUCGAAAUGGUUUCCUUGUUGGUUCGGCUAUCGAUCCAUAUAAUAAUCUUAAUCAACAACGUAAAAAUGAUCAACAACAACAACAACAACAAUUUGAUGAUGAUAUGAUUUAUGCUGCAAUCAAUGAACGAAGUUUAGAUGGUAAUUCUAAUCAUCAACAAAAUAAUACCAAGAAAUUUACUGAAGAAAUACUCGAACGUAUGAUUGGUUCAAGUUCAUCAUUGAAUCGUCAAAUGACCGAUAAAUGUGGCCUAUUACGAACUUGUUGUCAACAACAACGAUCAUCAUCGUUUAAUUUAAAUCCAAUGAUUAUGAAUGAUCAACAAUUGAAUUUUGAUUAUAUUGGUUCAAAUAUACCUGGUUAUGUUGGACAAUCAUCACAUUAUCGACCAACACAUCAAUCACCAUUGGAACAGGUUUAUCACCAUACUCAUAAUCAUCAUCAACAUCAACAACAAUAUCAACCAGUACCGAUAAAAGCUAAUCGGCCACGACCACCACCACCAUCAAAUUAUCGACCACCAAAAGUAAUACAUUCAUUGCAUAGUCAUUCGAUACCAUCAUAUGAUCAUACAAUUCAACCAUCAUUACCAAUACCGAUACGAAAUGAACAUCUACCACGACCAUCAUCAAAUUUGGCAUAUCAAAAUUGUGGCCAAAGACAAUCCAUAGGUAUUAAUGGUCGUGUACAGAAUCUUAACUAUCAUCAAUCAUCAACAGAAUUUGCUGAAUUUCCAUGGCAAGUUGCCAUAUUAAAACGAAUCGGUCCAUCCGAUAAUCUUUAUGUUUGUGGUGGUGCAUUGAUUAGUUCGGGUUUUAUUAUGACAGCUGCUCAUUGUAUUAAAAAGUAUGUAUUGUUGUUUGUUGUUCUGUUUACAUCCUUAUCUAAACUUUUAAAUUCUUUUAGAUUUCAAGCACAAGAUUUAAAAAUACGUUUAGGUGAAUGGGAUGUACAUCGUGAAGAUGAAUUCUAUCCAUAUGUAGAGAAAAAUGUUGAAGAAAUUUUUAUACAUCCAAAUUUUGUACCACGUAAUCUAAUGAAUGAUGUUGCUCUAUUGAAAUUAGAUACAGAAUUAGAUUUAAGUCAACAUCCACAUAUAUCACCAAUUUGUAUGCCACAAUCAUAUGAUUCAUUUUCUGGUCAACGUUGUUAUGUUGCUGGUUGGGGUAAAAAUGCAUUUGGUCAUCAAGGUGAAUAUCAAAGUGUAUUGAUGAAAGUUGAUCUACCAGUAUUGGAUACACGAAUUUGUGAAAAUCAAUUAAAACAAACAAAAUUGGGUUAUAAUUUUCGAUUAGAUCGUUCGAUGAUUUGUGCCGGUGGUGAACCAGGUAAAGAUGCAUGUGAAGGUGAUGGUGGUAGUGGAUUAGUUUGUGAAUCAAAUGGUGAAUGGAAUGUUGUCGGUUUGGUUAGCUGGGGUUUAGGCUGUGGUCAAGGUGGUGUACCUGGUGUUUAUACAAAUGUUGGCCAUAUUCGUCAUUGGGUUGAUAAAAUUAUUCUACCAUAUUAUAAUAAUCAUCAUAAUCAUCAUCAUCAUCAUCAGAUCUCAAAAUCAAUUCCAAAUUUUAAUGAAUUAAUUAAUGAACGAAGUUUAAAUAAUGAAAAUCAACAACAGAUACUCAAUGAUACAAUGUUGGUAACACCGAAAAUCACUGAUAAUGACAACAACAACAACAACAGUACCAAAAUUGAAAAUAAAGAAAAAUCAAAUUAAAAUUUUGUAUCUUGUAAUUUAUGCCUUUUUUUGUA